AUGAAAAAUAAUACUUUUGCCCCUUUGACAUGUAGUUUGGGUUCCUUUGCAGGUGAUGUUGUUGAUCAAAAAAGUAAGCUGAACUCUCUACCCAAUGAUGUCUGCAAGGAAUGUAGAGGUUUGCCAAUUGUCAUUACUACCAUAGCGCGAGCAUUAAGGAACAAGAGACGUCGAGCUGAUUGGGACGAUGCCUUGCGAGAACUAAGAAAGCCUUCCCCGUUAAAUUUCACAGGAUUGCUGGAAGAGGAAUAUUCAAAGAUAGCGUUGAGUUACUAUUAUUUAAAAGGUGACGAGCUGAAGAAAAUUUUUCUAAUUGCUAGUCUAAUGGUAAAUAAUUCUUCCAUCUUAGACUUGUUGAAAUAUGUUAUGGGUUUGGAGAUACUUGAAGGAGUUAACCUUACAAUGGAACAAGCACGAAAUAGAGUAGAUAAACUCGUCGGUGACCUCAAAGACUCGUGUUUGUUACUUGACAGUUCUACCAAUGAACGAUUUUCUAUGCAUGAUAUUGUUCGUAUUGUUGCCUUAACAAUUGCAUGUAAAGAAGAACAUGUAUUUACGGAGGGAAAUGAUGUUGGAAAGGAAUGGACGAAUAAAGAUGAACUUAGAAAAUGCACAAAAAUCUCUUUGGCUAGUAGUAAAGUUAUUAGUGAGCAAUGGCCUGAAGGUUUAGAUUGUCCAGUACUUGAAUUUUUCUAUAUGAAUAUGAUGGGUUCUUCUUUCAAAAUCCCUGAAAAUUUUUUUACGGGUCUACCAAAGUCGAAAGUUUUAAAUUUAUCUGGGUUAUCAUUAUUGCCCUCAUCACUUGGUCUCCUAACAAACCUUCAAACAUUGAGUUUGGACAACAGCAACAUUCAAGACGUUGUUGUUAUUGGAGAGUUGAAGAGACUAAAAAUCCUUAGCUUGAGACAUUCUGCUAUCAAGCAAUUGCCCGAAGAAAUAGCUAAAUUGACUCAGCUAAGGUUGUUAGAUUUGAGCAACUGUCGGGAAUUAAAAAUUAUUGCUCCAAAUGUGAUAUCAAGUUUGAGUAAAUUGGAAGAGCUGUAUAUGAGUGGAUGCAAUGUUUUAUGGCAAGUUGAAGGACUCGGUGUUGAAAGAAGAAGUGCUAGUCUUGAUGAGUUGAAACAUUUGCGUCAGCUCACCACUUUAGAAAUAGAUAUUAGAGAUGACAAGAUUUUGCCAAAAGGCUUGUUCUCCACAAAUCUUGAAAGGUAUAAAAUAUCGAUAGGACAUGAGUUGUCUAGUUAUUUUCCGGGAUACAUACUUGGUCUUCAUGAUGAUUCAAUGAUAAUUGACAGCUUUAUGUGGAAUGAGCAUGAGACUCUGAGAACGUUAAGACUGAAGCUUAAUUCUUUCAUUUGGCCAGCUGAACUGCAGCGCUUCAAGAAUGCUGAAUUCUUAUGCUUAGACAGACUAAACGGUAUCAAGGAUGAUCUUUAUGAAUUAGACAAGGAGGGUUUUUCACAACUAAAACAUCUCCAUGUCCUUAAUAAUCCUAACCUUUUGCACAUAGUUGAUUCUACAAAGUGCAUAUCUGUUGAUUCUUUCCCUGCCUUCCCUAUCUUGGAGUCACUGAUUCUUUUUAAUUUGAUUAAGUUGGAGAAGAUAUGUUAUGGUGAACCCACAACAAAGUCUUUCUACAACUUAAAAUUCAUUUUAGUGAAAAGUUGUGCUCAAUUGGAAAAUAUCUUUUCAUUCUCCAAUGCUAGCAGAAGCCUUCCUAAACUUCAAAGAAUUAAGGUGAAAGAUUGCCAGAAUAUGAAAGAGAUUUUUGCUGUUGAAAGAGAAUACAAUGUGAACAACAAUGAAGAAAUUGAUCAUGAGAUCAAGUUCAGCCAACUACGAUUCCUGACUCUUGAUUCUCUUAAAAGCCUUGCAAGUUUCUACUCACGACUAAAGACACCUCCAACAUUGCAAACAAGACAGAAGGAAUUGACAAUCAAUUUGCAGUCCAAUGAUACACUCAUGCCACUUUUUAGCGAAAAGGUUAUUUUCCCGAACUUGGAGGCUUUAGAACUGAAAGCAAUCGAUUCUCAAAUGAUAUGGGACAGUCAACUUCCGCCAAUGUCUGAUUGCUAUCAACAUUUGACACGCUUGAUCAUCAAGGACUUUGGAAAACUAAAAUAUGUAUUUCCAUCAUCUAUGGUUAAAAAAUUUAAGCAGCUCCAACACCUUGUGAUAAGGUCUUGCAAGGAGUUGAAGGAGAUUGUUACCAAAGAAGGAGUAGAAGCAUCUCCCACAUUUAUAUUUCCACAGGUUGUUUUCCCGAAUUUGGAGGCUUUAGAACUGAAAGCAAUCAAUUCCCAAAUGAUGUGGGACAGUCAACUUCCGCCAAUGUUUGAGUGCUAUCGAAAUUUGACACACUUGAUCAUCAAAAAUAGUGGAAAGCUGAAAUAUGUAUUUCCAUCAUCUAUGGUUAAAAACUUUAAGCAGCUCCAACACCUUGAGAUAAGGUCUUGUAAGGAGUUGAAGGAGAUUGUUGCCAAAGAAGGAGAAGAAGCACCUCCUACAUUCAUCUUUCCAAGGAUAGAAUUUCUUAAACUUGGAAACUUACCAGAACUUACAACUUUUUACCCUGGAAUACACACUUCAGAAUGGCCCAAGUUAAAGAAGUUACAAGUGUCUAGUUGUGACAAACUACAAAUGUCCACUUCACAAUGCAAGGUAGCUUUUCUAAAGCUUAAGGACUUACCAGAACUUAUAGGUUUAUGCCUUGGACUACACAUUUCAGAAUGGCCCAUGUUAAAGGAGUUACAGGUGUCUAAGUGUGACAAAUUACAAUUAACGUCAGAUUUUAAGUUUAAUGCGGAUUGGGAGGAAUUGCGACUAAGAGGAGACAACAUAAUGACAUGGCAGUGUUUAUUUCUAGAACACUUCUUUUUCAAAGGUACAAUUGAGAUCAAAGGUGAUAAAUCAACAAAUUUUUUACUUGACAUCCUUCAACGAUCUAUUCAUAUCGAAAAACUCAUAUUAAGUAAAAGUUUAUACAAAGAAAUAUUCUCAUAUGGUGAGAAAGACAAACAUAAAAGGACAUUGAUGCAGAUAAAGAGUUUAAAGUUGAGUAGUCUUGCUAAAUUAAAAUGCGUGUGGAAACAAGACUCCAAAUUGGACUUUGUUCUUCAAAAUCUUGGAGUUCUUGAAGUAUAUGAUUGUGGCAGAUUGAUUAGUUUGCUGCCAUCCCAUGCAUCUUUCGCAAACCUUACAGUUUUGAGAGUAGAUCGUUGCUUGGGAUUGACAAACUUAUUUGUACCCUCGACAGCCAAAAGCUUGGUGCAACUGAUGGAAAUGAAAAUAGAAAACUGCAGAAUGAUAGUUGAAAUUAUCUCUAAUGAGGAUCAUGAAGAUUUAAGAGUAGAAGACGAAAUUGUUUUUAGCAAAUUGAAGUUGUUGUCCCUUGAAGAUUUAGAAAGUCUCACAUGUUUCUGCUUUGGGAAUUACAAUUUCCAAUUCCCAGUUUUGGAAGAAUUAACUGUGAAAAAUUGUUCCAAUAUGAAGACUUUCUCUAAAGCAACUGUAAGUGUACGGAGUUUAAGGAACAUAAAGUUUGAGCACGAUUACAAUGAAGAAGAGUGUUGGAAGGGUGACCUUAAUACAACCAUACAACAUCUACACAAAAAAGUGGUAAACUCCAAUUUUGAAAAAUUGGCAUUAAGUGGAAAUGAUAUGAUGCCUGUGUGGCAAGUCCCAUUACCAGAACAUCAGUUUUGCCAAGUUAAAGUUCUUGAGGUCAUUAGGGAUGAAUCAGCACACAUUCCAAUUGAAAUUCUUCAAAGAUUUAAGAAUCUCGAAAAACUCGUAUUGAAAUUAAGUUCAUAUCAAGAGAUAUUCUCAUGUGGAGAGGAUGAGAAACAUGUUGGAAUGCUCACACAAUUAAAAGCGUUACUGCUUUGGGGACUUUUUGAUUUGAAGUACAUGUGGAAACAAGACUCUCAUGUGUAUUCAAAUCUUCAAAAUCUUGAAAUUCUACAAGUGUGUUGUUGUGACAAUUUGAUUAAUCUACUGCCUUCUUCAGCAUCAUUUGAAAAUCUAACAAUUUUGAAGAUAUGGAAUUGCAGUGGAUUGAUAAACUUAGUAUCAUCCUCAACAGCCAAAAGUCUGGUGAGACUUAAAGAAAUGUCAAUAUUCCAAUGUGAAAUGAUGAUACAAGUAGUGUCAAAUGAAGGAGAUAAACAAAACGAUGAAAUUGUUUUUGAAGAAUUGAAGUCUUUAGUAUUUUAUGACUUGGAAAGUCUUACAAGCUUUUGCUCUGGGAAUUACUCCUUUAGAUUCCCAACUUUGGAAAAAUUAGUUGUGGAUGAAUGUUCUAAGAUGAAGACUUUCUCCGAAGGAGUCUUAAGCACACCAAGUUUACAAAAAGUAAAGCAGAGCUGGAUUGACAAUGAAGGGUAUUGGGAGGGUGACCUUAAUACUACUAUACAGAAUCAACACAAAAAUCUGAAUAUUCAGAUUUAUGGAAAGGAUUAUUCAGGUCAAACUUCGAUGAAAUCUCCGGAAUAA
This is a messenger RNA of Pistacia vera, 4494 nucleotides long. RefSeq lists its product as uncharacterized. The record is from RefSeq and is a predicted model, not a curated record. The coding region runs from base 1 to 4494 and encodes 1497 amino acids. Gene Ontology annotation, molecular function: protein binding. The transcript has 7 exons. NCBI's taxonomy places the organism in Eukaryota, Viridiplantae, Streptophyta, Magnoliopsida, Sapindales, Anacardiaceae.